AAUGCUAAUUCAUUCAGCACUAUAAGAGAGAAGGCAUAUGGGAUGAAAGUGCAACUGGCGCGAUACCGUGCUUCCGGUGUAAUCGCUUAUAAUCUCCUCCGCUAUCCCCUGCAAACUCUAGAGUACGAUGGAGAGGCAUCGCUUCGGCGACGGCGGAAAGUACUCGAGAAUGCCGUCACGGUGGCCAUCAGACACCCAACCGAACCAGCACCAACGUUUCCCUAGAGGCGGUGGAAUCGCCGGCGGCGGAGAAGGCUUCGGUGGCCGAUACCACCCUUACCGUGGCCAGCCUGACUAUUCUUCUGCCGGCGGUCAGGGUUUCCGCGAUGGUCACGGGGACUUGGGUAGUCAUCAGAUGCCGAUGGGUGGUCAGAAGCGAGGGUUUGCGGGCAGAGGAGGUUCUCCAGACUUUGGUGAGGGAAACAAGUUUGCCAAACUGUUCAUUGGGUCGAUUCCGAAGACUGCAACUGAAGAAGAUAUUCGUCCUUUAUUUGAGGAACAUGGUGAUGUUGUUGAAGUGGCUUUAAUUAAGGAUUGGCGAACUGGUCACCAACAAGGUUUUGGCUUCAUUAAAUAUGCAUCCUCAGAGCAUGCUGAUAGAGCUAUAAGAGCUUUGAACAAUCGAUAUACAUUACCUGGGGCUACUGUACCAAUUCAAGUCAAAUAUGCUGAUGGUGAACGGGAUCGGUUCGGCCCAUCUGAGGACAAGUUGUUUGUUGCAUCACUCAACAGGCGAGCCACUGAAAAAGAAGUCGAGGAAAUUUUUGCUCUCUAUGGGCAUGUUGAGGAUGUUUACCUUAUGAAAGAUGAGAUGAAACAAAGCCGUGGAUGUGGUUUUGUGAAGUUUUCGAACAGGGAUAUGGCUUUAGCAGCAAUGAACGCAUUACAUGGGACUUAUGUGAUGAGGGGAUGUGAUCAACCAUUAAUUGUCCGGUUUGCAGAACCAAAGAGGCCAAGGCCUAUAGAUCAGAGGUUUUUCUGUUCGCUUGAAAUUGUAGUUUCUGUCUCUUCAAGAAGAGCUUCACUUCUUUUCCUUACUUUCGUAACAAACCUUCGUGAAUGGAAGAAAAGGGUUAUUGAUGUUGUGCAACCAGAAAAUUUUGAUGAGGCACGUGGUGGCCACAUACCUCAUAAGCGUUGGACCCCACAAAGUCCACAGUCAGGUGGGCUGCCAACUCAGUCAAGUACUCAAGGAUUUGGAAGUCAAACAACUGUCAUGGGUGGCAUUACUCCUACGUUGGCUGUUGGAUCCGGCUCCUUUGGAGAUGCUGUGCCUUCUACAAAUGGUGCUUUGCCAAAUGUUGCACCGAUAUCAUCUUCUUCUCAGAGUUUUAACCCACCUAUUGCGCAAGCCCCUCCAGCUAUGGGCCAACAUGUGUUGCCAUUGCAGAAGUCUCUCCCGUUGCCCCAAAAUUUACCACCGGCAUUGCCAGUGCAUAAUGCUCUUCUUUCAUUUUCACAUGCACAAACACAAGCUUUACAAGCACCAAUGCAGCAACUUGGACAGUUUCAGCUUCCCCAAUCCAUCGGGUUCAACUCUUUCAGUCAAGCACAGCAAGUUCCUGGUCUCAGUGCACAACUAUCUGCCUCUCCAUCUCUAACUCCACAAAAUGCCACUGCUGCUACUCUGCUUAAUUCUAAUCAGCAACUUGGGCAGCAACAAGGUUUGCCAGCUGUUCCUAAUCAACAGCAGUUGCCUUUUUCUAACAUCUCGCAGCAGUUGCUUCAGCAACCAGGACAUCAGUUGCCAACCCAGAUGCUGCUGCAGCAGCAAGCUCAAACUUUACAGUCAAGCUACCAGUCUUCACAGCAGGCAAUUUUUCAGAUUCAACAACAGCUACAGAUGAUGCAGCACUCAAAUCUAAAUCAGCAGCAGAGUUCUCAGUCUGCCAAGCAGCAGUCACCAUGGUCUGGCCCACCAGCAACUUCAACUACUCCUAGCAUGCUUGGUGCUGCUAUCCCAUCAACUAUAUCUGCAAACCCAUCAAAUGCUUUAAGUGCGCCAUCUGGAGCUGCUGCUUCAACUUGCAACUGGACGGAGCAUACUUCUCCUGAAGGAUUUAAAUACUACUACAAUAGUGUCACCCGUGAAAGCAAGUGGGAAAAACCAGAAGAGCUAACAGUUUUUGAGCAACAGCAACAGCAGAAGUUGCUAUUACUGCAGCAGCAACAGCUACUGCUGCAGCAACAGAAAAUCGUUGCCCCACAACUUAAAUCUCCCUCUCAUGCUCCAUCACAGAUGCAGGUUCAGACUAUACAACAAAUGGCUUCAACACAAGUACAGCCUCAAAUGCAGCCAAGACAGCAAGCGCAAUUGCAAAUCCUUCAACCUUCCUUAGCUUAUCAGGCACCUGGUGUGGCAGGUCAUCAAUCUGUUCUGGAUCUCAGCAAUCCACAACUACAUGGAGCUGGCUCUGUCAUGGACUCUACCAAAAUGCCAAAAAUGCUCUGACUAAUCUUAGGUUCAUGAAACUACCACUUUCCGGCUAUUGGGCAAGGGAUCACCUCAAAACUGAGCUGUAGGCCUCAACUAUAACUGUAUUAUGCUUUUAAGGCAGUAGGAGAAACCACUCUUUUUAAGGCUUUUGUGUCUCGAAUGAACUUGUUUCCUGUACCAUUGCUGCUGUAGCCUUCAGAUAGCUGUUUAAAUUUACCUUAAAAUGACAGUAUUUUUUAACAAGUUUCUUAUUUAUCAAGCUUUUCUAAA
This is a messenger RNA of Phalaenopsis equestris, 2707 nucleotides long. RefSeq names its product flowering time control protein FCA. Gene Ontology annotation, cellular component: nucleus; ribonucleoprotein complex; cytoplasm. Bases 128 to 2452 code for a protein of 774 amino acids. The record is from RefSeq and is a predicted model, not a curated record. Lineage: Eukaryota; Viridiplantae; Streptophyta; Magnoliopsida; Asparagales; Orchidaceae. The transcript is spliced from 18 exons. Gene Ontology annotation, molecular function: protein binding; mRNA binding.